AUGGCAUCAGCCACCUGGGAUGGUCAUGAUCAUCACAUGGCCGCCGGUCCCGAUGAUGACUUCCAACAUUUUCUCGACAUGUCCACCAUUGGCGAUGGCAUGCAGUUCGACUUCAACGGCUUCCCAGAUGGCGCCGAGGCACAGGCGAUGAUGAAUCGCCAACGGAAUCCUCCUGAUGCCAUCAUGAACGAUGCCGGCGCUUCGUCCAUGAUGCCACAGGGAGCCGGAAUGAUGCAUGGCCAACCCGCUCAAAUCAACCCGUCUGGCCCUCCGCACACUUCUGCCGCCGCGCAGAUGAUCCCAACGACUGCGCCGGCCUCGGACUCCAUCUCCAGUAUCGACGCCCAGAUCCAGUACCUGCAGCAGCAGAAGUUCCAGCAACAGCAACGACAGAUCCAAGAGCAGCGAAACGCUUUCUUUGCGAGCCAGAACCAUUCUGUCCCACCGACCCCUCAGAGCAUUGAGAUGCCUCCCGGGAGCGGUAACUUUUACACACAAGAGCAAAUGUCGCAUGAGGUGUAUGAUGGGGGCUAUCAUCAGCAGCAACGAAUGAAGGAGCGACAAGAUAUGGCAUUUACGCCGCUUGUAUCACCGGCCGUCACCCCGCUGGAAACACACUACAUGGAGAACAACUUCACCGCGUACUUUAGCCCUCUGACAUCACCAGCCCUGCACGCCCAAAACGACUCCUCGUCUAUCUACGACCCCAGCACCCAGUCGAAUAACUCUCCCAUUGAGAUGGACCUCGAGAUGUCACAGGCCCCCGCUGUAGUACCCAUGGAACUGUCCAAGAAAGCAAGGGAAAACAAUGCCGCCAAGACGAGGAGUAGGGCUGGGGGGGUUAGAAACUCGCCCAUCUCGAAACCACUGCGGCGCAAGACCGGCCCUAGCCCGGCCAUCGUAUCGCAAGUUCUCAGUGAAGUGGAUGAACGGAGCCAACUAAAUAAAAUGGAACCUAUGUUGCCGCUCCCAGUGAGCUCAGCCGAAAUGUCGGAAGAGAAUGCCUCAGUGUCCCCCGAGAACCUCACGGAGAUGCCCCCUCCUCCAGUCCCAACAAGGCGAUCCAUGAGUAAAUCACCAUACAUCCAGGCUCAAAAUGGCAGCGCCCCGACCUCGGCACCAUCCAGCACGACAACGGUUCCUGCACCGCGGUCCUCUGUUACCAACUCUCCCCAAGCUGGAGCAGACCAACCCCAUCCAGCUACACCUGCUUCGCUCAUGAGACUUGCCGGAUCCAAGGCCAAGAAGGGAUCGUCUCACCUCAAUGAGCAGGUACAUACUGACAACAUCGAGACCCUGGAGUUGCCCGAGUCGGUUGCCAAGAAGCAGUUCCCAACCAUCAACACCGAGGCAGCAGCCAAGGAUGCACCGUAUCCUGACCCGGGCUCUGCUAACCGCUCUUCCUUCCAGCCACUCCCUUCUCCAGUCUUCACACGCCCCGGUACCACAUCUGCGAACCAGAGUCCUCUGAUCGGGCCAGGAUCAACUGGACCAGCUCCUCGAAAGACCCCGCAACUUGCUCCUCGGGCCAGCAGGAAACGAUCGACCAGUUCAGUCCACGUCUCUCCCGCCCUAUUGCCAAGAAUAUCACCCAACAUCAAACCGUUAUUACCUGGAACUCCCGGCGAAUCGGCCGAGGAUACUGCCUCACGCCUGCUCAUGUCUAAAUCGAACUACCAGAACAUCUUGGAAGGAAACACGGUUCCUGGCGUUUCAUACCCAAGCGAACUUUCAACGAACCUGACGUCAAAGCGCACAUCACACAAGAUCGCCGAGCAAGGUCGCAGAAAUCGUAUCAACUCGGCCCUUCAGAUCAUGGCAGGCCUCCUACCUGAUCAGAAGGGAUGUUCUGGAGAAGACAGUGACAAGAAAGACAGCAAACAGGCCAACGCCGCCAACAGCAAAGCUAGUGUGGUCGAGAAGGCUAUUGUACAUAUGCAGAACUUGAGCAAGGAAAACGUGGAUCUGAAGGAGGAACUCCAGGAUCUGAGAACCCAGCUCGAGAAGCUAAAAGCCAAGCAAUGA
Molecule: messenger RNA, 2025 nt
Organism: Clonostachys rhizophaga
Lineage: Eukaryota; Fungi; Ascomycota; Sordariomycetes; Hypocreales; Bionectriaceae
Source: the annotation of a GenBank genome assembly